This is a messenger RNA of Nematocida homosporus, 882 nucleotides long. RefSeq names its product protein transport protein SEC13. Gene Ontology annotation, molecular function: protein binding. The record is from RefSeq and is a predicted model, not a curated record. The transcript has a single exon. The coding region runs from base 1 to 882 and encodes 293 amino acids. NCBI's taxonomy places the organism in Eukaryota, Fungi, Microsporidia.
AUGAGUAUGGAACACAGUGGAGAAACACUUUUAUACAGUCUAAGCACCUCUGAAGAUGGAUCAUUAUUAGCAGGUGCUUCAGAAGACGGUUCAGUUAAAUUAUAUAGACUGGACAAAGAAGGUCCAACUUUGCUUCAAUCCCUGUCCUUUCACAAGGCAGCAGUGUUUGAUUUAGUCUUCUACCAGCAGAGGAUCAUUUCGGCCUCUUAUGAUGGUACUUUAGCCUUUUGGAAAAGAGAUACUUUAGAUUAUGUUUUUGAGCGUUCAAUACCUGUCUUUCAAGGUGCUAUUAAUACUAUUUGUAUGUCUGGUGAUCAAAUCGUCUGUGGGUGCUCAGAUGGCAAAAUAAGAGUGAUUAGUUUAGAGGGUGACGUGCUUAAGGAAGUAGUUGGUCAUAGACAUGGUGUAACUGGAGUUUCAGCUUGGAAGGAGUACAUUGUAUCUGGGGGUAUGGAUGGUGCAGCUAAAGUAUGGAGUAAGGACUUAUCUCUGUUGAAAGAGAUAAAGGACCAUUCAGGAGCUAUUAGGGAUUGUCGGGCAGCACCAAGUCCGUACUCUUCUUUGGUCUUUGCAACCUGCGGUGAAGAUGGCCUGGCUUAUGUGUACACACAGAAGAAUAAGAUAGGAAAGAGUGAGGAUAAGGAUGAGAGUAAAGAUAAGGAUGAGAGUAAAGAGGAGGGUAGUGAGGAGAAAGAGGAGGUAAGUGAAGGAAGCGAGUUGGUCUUUGGGAAGGAUAAGCUGGAUUUGGGUGAACGGUGUGCUAAAGUAUCUUGGAGUAAAUCAGGGUACGCCUUGAGUAUUGGCUAUGGGACUGGUAAAGCUAAAGUCUUUCUUCCUAAUGGACCAACCGGAUGGAAGGAGUCGCAGGUUGUCCUUCCAUAA